CCUCUUCGUCUUGGUCCCCACGUCCCAUGGCUAUACUACUAUUCAGCUCCGCUAUUCGGUGUUCUUGUGGUCUUAAUUUCGGGAUUCAUUUUUUGGUUUCCCGCGGGAAUCUCGAGUAUCUGUUUUUCUUCUGUUUCUGGGAAAUAAUAGGAGGGAUUCUAGUUGAGAUACAUCGAUGCGAUCUAUGGAUAACCAUCACAGAUGGUGCCGAAGUUAAGUUUCGUAGUAGUUUUCUUUUUUUUGCUGUUUUAUAUCUCGCUUUAUACUUUCCGUGGAUGGUUCACUCCUACUAGUAUACUGGGGUGUAAAUUAGUAGUAGUUUCGUAUGUACUCGUAUCUAUGGCACAUGAUACACUCCAAUACCCUCAUCAUUUGUUUUUCUUUACGUUGAAACAAGAUAAUAAGCGCGUAGCACUAAUCUUACGUACCCUCUUCUUGUUCCCUUCCUUCCUUCCUUCCCUAAGUAUUGGUAUAGUCUGACCUAAGAAUGCUAUACUUACAUCUAUACCUACAGUAAGAU
Molecule: messenger RNA, 520 nt
Organism: Aspergillus piperis CBS 112811
Lineage: Eukaryota; Fungi; Ascomycota; Eurotiomycetes; Eurotiales; Aspergillaceae
Exons: 1
Coding region: 202-480 (92 amino acids)
Source: RefSeq, a predicted model, not a curated record